Pelobates cultripes (western spadefoot toad) is the source of this 27546-nucleotide messenger RNA. NCBI's taxonomy places the organism in Eukaryota, Metazoa, Chordata, Amphibia, Anura, Pelobatidae. The record is from the annotation of a GenBank genome assembly.
ACCUGCUGUACCUGUUGAAUGAAAGCUGCUACCAUAGUUGCAGGUUAAAGCGACAGUUUGCUGCAAGAGGAUCCCCCACCCCAGCUAUAAGGUGAUAUUAUUUAUAAGAUUAACUAAUUAUAUUAUAGUCACUCAUUAUGCAGUUUAAUUCACAUGUGUCUAAUCUGUCAGGUUUUACAUGUGUUACAGUGUAAAAGUCUAGAAGUAUAGUGGGAAACAUCCAGUACAGUAUAACAACAUGGAUUAAACAGAUAUCAACUCAUUUCACAACUCUGGAAUGUAAAGGAUAGCGAUUCAGAACUUUCUCCUGCCUUGCCCUUCAACUCCCAUCAUGGUCAGCCAGCCAAAACUGGGUUUGUUGGGCACAGUGUGAUAUAACAUUACAUUGUAUUAAAACAAACAUUCCAAUUCUGGAAUGUAAAGAAUGGAGAUCAGAACCUUCGCCUGCCUUGCCCUUUAACUCCUGUCAGAUCAACUAGCCAAAACUGGGUUUGUUGGGCACAGUGUGAUAUAACAUUACAUAGAAACAUAGAUACAUAGAUUGUAUUAAAAGGGUUAAUAUGAGAUCAGUUACUUACAACUAUUGUCUAAAUGAGGUAUUAUGGUGUAUAUUUUUAUGUUUUUUUUUUUUUAUCCUAACAGGGUUCAGUACACUGGUAAUUUACACUGCUAAUUGUAGCAAAUGAAAAUACUUGUAGCAAAAUUUGGCUUGAUUUUGGCACCAAAAAAAAUCUACAACUCAGUUAUAGUUGCAGUUUAAGGAUUUUAGCCAGAAUUUUGUUUUUUUAGAUUUCAUUUUCCUACAAUUCAGACUAUAGCGAAUAAGUCUUUUGCAAUUUAGUUUUAAUUUCUCUACAGUGGUGCAUAACAAAUAUACCUCAUAUAGUAUUAUUGUUAUUAGUAUUUAUAUAGGGCAAACAUAUUCUGCAGCGAUUUACAAUUAAAGAAUGGGGGUAUCAGACAUUGAGUAAUUGACAUACAAAAUAUUAACACAGACAAGAGCUGAAGAAGGCGUGACUUGUUGACGUAGAUUUAGUGUUGCCACCAUCAAAUCAACUUAAUGAACCCAUCAGAGAAUUUAGCAAUGGCGCUAUUAUUAGAUAUGUUGAAUAUGGCACCAUGAGAAGAUUUAAUUUAUAUUAAAAAUGACCUGCCAUCAGCAUUUUUAAUAAAAUAAUUUUAUAAAACUUAGCUAUUUUCUUUUUAAAAAGGAUACACAAAUUCACACAACCAUUUAAAAAAACACAUGCACAUUUUCAGAUCGAAAGCAGAAAACUCUACAGUUCUUUUACAGAACACAUAUCAAAUUUUAAUUCACUUAAAGGAUAGGCUCUAAAAUUUAGAUUUGUAGAUGGCUACUCAUAAAUUGCAUGUAAGAGAAAUUUUAGAAGCUUAUCGCCGUGGAGAAUGUCACCUUAGGUAACAGGGCCUAGUACAGCAUAAUCUCAUUGCCUUAAUCUAAGAAUGAAUGUCUCUGCCAGAGAGAGAAGAAAGUGAAUUCUCCAAAUCUAAGACUUUGCAACUUCAUAUAAUGGGGCAUCCAGUGGAGCACAACACUCAAUUACCUAUGUAGCCACAUCCAAAUCAGUCUGAAAGAAAUAGAAGGGAUUGUUAUCAAUGUUACUGAUUUAAAUAUGCUGAUGCUUUGACGGCAUGAUACUGGUUAGGUGCACCAUAGAGCAUAAACAGUUGUGUAAGAAUAGAUAGACGGAAGAAUAGGGUGGUCCAGGAUUGCACUUUAUUAUGUUAAAGGGAUACUGCAGUCAGCACAAAAACUUUAUCUAAUUGAAGACUUUAUGGGCCUUGGGGGUCCUGGCACAGUCUUACAUUACGGGGUUGACACUGGUAGACUAUCACUCGCCGCCCGUUGAGAGGAAUGCCCACUGAGAGGAAACAAACAUAUGUUUCAAAAUCAUUUCUUUCAACAGGUGGCCAGUGAUAGGCUUAGAGUAUCAGCUGAUCGUCUCAGCCUAUCAAAAACAUUGCCUGUGCUGAAGGAGUAAACCAAAGAGCAGUUAAGUUAACUUAGGGAUUAAACCAAAACAAAUCAGUGUAACCAGUGGCGUACCUCACUCCAAGGGGCCCGGCCGCAGCCACAACCCCUAAGACCGCGGGCCGCCUGGAUACCUUCUGGGCCGGUGCAGGAGGGGAGAGCUGUGCCGAGCGAUCUGUCAGGAAAUGCUCACUAAGCAAGCACUUCCUGUCAGACGGGGAUGUUGUCUCCCAUGUUCCCCCUGUCAUGAGGGGGCUCAAGAGGUGGCCUGCUGGACCCCCGGCAGGCGGCUGUGUUCCCGGCAGAGGCGGUGAGGGAGCUGUGUUCUCCCUGCUCUGCUCCCUCGCACGCCGUUUGCUGAUGCCGGGAGCCGGAAUAUGAUGUCAUAUUCCAGCUCCUGGCAUCAGUAGACAGCCCGCGCGGCAUGAUGGAGCAGAGCAGGGAGAACACAGCUCCCUCUCCAUCUCUGCCGGGAACACAGCCGCCCGCCACACUGAAGCCCCACUGGACCCCAGGGACAGAUCCACGCCAGUUCUCCAGGUAGGGAGGAUGGGUGGACAUUUUUAAAUUUAAAAAAUAUGAAUAAUUUGUGUGUGUCUGUGAGUGCAUGUGUGUGUGUCUAAGUGUGUGUGUGUCUGUGAGUGUCUAAGUGGGUCUGUGAGUGUAUGUGUGUGUGUCUAUUAUUGUAUGUGUGUGUGUGUCUGUGAGUGUGUGUCUGUGUUUGUCUGUAAGUGUCUGUGUGUGUAUAUGUCUGAGUGUGUGUCUCUGUGUGUCUGUGAGUGUGUGUGUGUCUAUACAUGUCUGUGUGUGUAUCUAUGUGUGUCUGUAUGUAUGGGUCUAUGUGUGUGUCUGUAUGUAUGUGUGUGUCUGCAUGUGUAUCUGUCUGCAUGUGUGGGGGCUGGGACAUGUGGGUGGGCGGGGACGCAUGGGAGGCAGGGACAUAUGGGGUGGGAGGUAGAUGUAUGGGGGGCCCCAGGGCAAUUUUAGCACCUGGGCCCCGUGGUUUCCAGUUACGCCUCUGAGUGUAACUCCACAAUUUUAUAAUGGUUUAACCACAUAAGAUAGGACAGCGCCCAGGACAUCCAGCCCUCAUAACAAAUUCAAUGAGAUGAAGUUGGUUUGAGGGCUGGAGUGUUCCUUUAACUCUCUUGCCAUUGAGCAGCCAAUUGCACUGAAAGAAGCAACAAGAAACAAGCCACCCCACACUCUGGUUCCAUCUAAUGAUCCUGCAUGAUUAAGGCUUGAAGGAGCCCAAACAUCGCACUACUGAGGUUACUUACCCUGUUGUAAACACUGUGUGUGACAAUGGCAUCCUGGAGUGCUGACCAUUUUUCUGCUUCUCUUGCACUGUAAGAGUCAUUGGUUGACGGCACAACUCAUUGGUUAAUUAGACCAGGUUUUUUUAAAUGCCUACAAUUUAUUUUUUCUGUAGUGCUGAAGAAUCAAGACACAUACUUAGAGGUAGAUCUGGAAUGUUUUGAACUUAUAACUCCCAUCAUCGUCACCCAAGCAGAGCAUAGUUGAUAGUGAUGGGAGUUACAGUCCACAGCAUCUCCAGUGUCCAUAUUAGGUUAUGGAACUGUCCACAAGGGUUAUGAGUUUCCUUGUACUCUAAGGACAUGGAGUGACAGUGUAGGUGAGCUUCCUGUGACUGCAUUAAAUGGAAAAAUGAUUUUCCAGAGGAAUAAUACAGCAACUUCAGCGCAGGCACAAUAAUUGCUGUGAUGAAGAACAAUAGAUCUUCCUAUAGAAGAGUUCUCCUGCUCUCCCCCUGCCAUUCACGUCACCAUAAAGGCCUGUGCUGUUGGCAUUGUCUGCAUUGCAGAGAACCGAUUGACAGGCGGGGAAGGAAUACUAUAUAUAUAUAUAUAGAGAGAGAGAGAGAGAGAGAGAGAGAGAGAGAGAGAGAGUUUCUUAUCAAUUCUGUUGGCACAAUUUGCAGAUUACAUUUUAUAUAGCUUGAAUUGAAUUUUAUACUGAAAAAAGAAGUAAACAUGUGAUAGAAAUAUUAUACAUGCACACACAUAACUUAGCUUGAAACAUAAACAAGUAUACAUAUGAAAAAACAUCUGCUAAGGAGGCAUUUGAAUAAAAAAUGUCCACGGAGCACUCUCCAGCUUUAGUAAAACUACAAAUCCCAUGAUGCUUAGCAGUCGUUAUAUGUUAAAAGGUCUGUGUCUGACACUGACUGACCAUGGAUGGAUUUUCUGUUCCUCCAUUGCCAUGUAGAAUAAUUUUAAGAUUUACUACUGCUCUAUAGAAUUAUCAGAUUUAUUUGUUUAAUCUAAAUGUGCAGUCCUAGCCAUGAAUCGCUAACUCAUUAACGUUGCUUUGCGAAAAUAACAGGUAUUUCAGGUACGCAGAAGCCUAAAUAAUGUUUAACCAGACUGAUCUAUUCGACAGAUGUUUAAUUAAUGACAGACAUAACUAUGGAACCUAAUAGAAAACUGGGAUUUAACUUGUAUACUUAUCAGACUGAAAGACAAAGCAUUCAUAUCCAAUUCAAGUUUACCAUUAAAUCAGUAAAUAUAAGGAUGAUCUACAUAUUAUGUGUAUGGGGGGAGGAGAUGUGGCUGUACAAGUUAAUCCAUUAAUGUGGAGUCAAUCUACAAAUUACAGUUUUAUUACUUUGGUUUAUUUGCCAUUUAGAUGACUAUCACUCACUGUAAAUAUAGCAUCUAGUUUUAAAUAAAGUGGUUAUUGUCAAGCUAAAAUAAAAUUUGUAAUUUAAUAAUCCAUAUUUACAUUUGGGAAAUAUUAAUAUGUUAAUAUUACACCAAAAUGUAUAAAAAAAAAAAAAAAAAGACUCUUCUAUAAAGUUUUCUUUUCAAAUAAUUUUUAUUAAAGUUUUUUUUUUUGUAUAACAAAUGAUAAUAAUACAAACAUUGUAUUAGGGGUAGGAAAGGAGGGGUAACAUGGAAAUGGGAAGGGGUAUCCAUCCAUCAAUGAAAUAAACAUAUUAAAGUAGAAGGCAAAAGGAAAAAUGUUUUACAACAAUGCACUUUAACAAUAAAUAUAUCAAAGACCAUAAACUGUUUUGAUUUUUUUCUUCCCAUUUAUCCCAGUUGUAUUUUAGUAUUGGGAAACCAUGCAUAUUGGCUCUGUGUGAUAGUUCAUGUGCCUUAUUUUCUAAAAUCAAAUUAAAAACUUCUCUGAGAGAUGGCACAUUUUGAGACUUCCAAUGUCUAGGUAAACAGGAUGUAGCAGCGAUCAGAAUGUGGCCUAUGAUUAUUUUAUCUGAUCUAUUAACAGACUCCGGGAGUUUUUUAAAUAAGGCUAGUUCCGAGGUUAAGAUACUAAUGGUUCCGUUCACUUUAAUAAUCAGAUCGUGGAUCAUUUUCCAAUAAUUAAUUAACUUGGGGCAAAACCACCAGAUAUGAGCCAUAUUGCCCACUCCCCCACAGUCUCUCCAACACCGGUCAGAAUACAUAUUGUUCAUGUUAUGUAAUCUAGACGGAGCCAGGUACCAGCGAUAUAAGAUUUUAUAAUGAUUUUCAAAAUGGUCGGUGCAGUACGAAAUGCCUUUCAAACCUGUAAAGAAACCGAACCAUUCUACUAAAUCGUACUGGGCACCCAACUCCGUCUCCCAUGACAGCAUAUGUUUUCACUGAGUCCAUCAAUUUCCUAAAAAACUGCAACUGACCGGUGUUUGGAAAAUACAUGUUCACAAUAGUAUAUUCAAUAGUAUUGAGUGAUCCUAUCCAUAUUAAAUACCUCCCGUCAUCGUCCGUUAUAACUUUGUUUGUCAAGCAUGCUACAUUCCUGUGAAAAAAAAUCGAAGUACCUCUAGACUUGGAUUUAUAAGUGCAAUGGUAUUGAACUGGGAAAAGCUUUGACAUGAUUUUAUGGUCUUUAUCAUCUUUAAAAUGUGUUUCCUGUACACAAAUCACAUCUGAUUCGUUGGAUUUUGCUUCUUUGAAUAAUAAUCGUCUCUUGUGGGCGGUGUUCAGGCCUCUCACGUUAAAUGACAUAUAUUUUAAGACCAUGGUUUAUAGAACAGUAAUAACUGAUAAAGGGUAAAGGAACAUUCAAUCUUGUGAGAGUCCCAGCCACCACCUUCCAAGAGAGAAACAUGCAAGUCCAACAAAGCUAUUAAAGCAAACUCAAGCUGUGUGCUUGUGUGUACAGGAAUAAUGAGUAAACAGAUGAUUACAAUUUGCUGAUGCCACGUAUUAUGCAUUUUUGUAUGAAGCAUUGCAGUGUUUCGUGGUCUAAAAACAUUUCUACUGAACUUUAAAUGAUGAAUGGACAAAAAAUAUAAAAAAAUAAAAAAGGGGAACAAAAAACUUGGAUAUAUACCCCUAUCAGGGGUGAAACAAAAACAGUGAAAGAGGGCCAUGAGGGAGAACAAAAAAAGUUUCUCCAUCUCAGGGUGUUAGGCCCAGGUUGGGGGGAGAGAAGGCUACUGGGUGCAGGGGGAGCUAAUGUAGGUAGUAAAAAAACAAAAAGCAACUUUUUAAAUAUGACAAUUGAAAGGGUAAAAAGCACAGAACAAUUAAAAAAAAAAAAAUAUAUAAAAUAAAAUAAAAAAAUAAUAAAAUUAAAUAAAUAUGAAAUUAUAUAUAAAAAAAAUAAAAAAAUAUUUUGAUUGUAUAAGUAUAGAAAGUUUUAAAUAGAAGGAUCAGUUUCUAAAAUAAACCGAAAAAGGCACAGGACAAAUAACCGUUAGUGGAAGAACUCAGAAGUCUGUCAUAAAAAGGAGAAACAGAUCAAAAUUCAAAGUAAUCCCGAUAAAUCGCCGGACUGGAGCAGGACUCAAUGAUGACCAUAGAAAAGGAAGACUAUGUCUCUUUGAGCUGAGAUCUCAGGAAGUGUCUGAUUUGCUUCUCUUGCUGGCCUGAACAGGAGUAGAUGGCGAGAGUCUAUGAGGCGAAACCCGACGUCCAUUCAUAGUAUUGAUGAGUUCCAUUCCUUCUUCAGGCGACGUGACUAUAAAAUUCCGACCAUCCAUGCGGAAAAGGACUUUAACCGGGAAUCCCCAUCUAUAUCUUAUCCCUCUUCUUCUUAGCUCCGCAGUGAAAAGUUGAAAUUCCCUGCGUCGCUUCAUUGUUUGAGCAGAAAAGUCUUGAAAGACCUUCAUGCUGCUGUAAUCUCCUGUGAGACCUGACGUGCGUACUGCACCUAGAAAUUCUUCUUUAAUGUGAUAGUAGUGGAAUCUCACUAUCACGUCUUUGGGUGCAGCUGGAGGAGCAUUGCCGGGUUUGGGCAAUCUGUGGAUGCGAUCCAGUAAUAAAUCCGUAUUUUUUGCGUUUGGAAGAGCUGACUUCACCAUUGUCUGGAAAUAGCUUUGUAAUUCCUGGGAGUCGAUGUUAUCAGGGAUCCCCCUGAUCCUUAGGUUAUUACGCCUACUUCUAUCUUCAGCGUCGGCAAGCUUUUCUGCUUGUUGGUGCACUUGCUUUUGGAGCUCUUUUACGGUUUCAACCAAAUCCAGAUGAGAUUGCUCUUGAGAAUGCAAUUUAUUCUCUAUUAUUUCUGUACGCUGAUUAAUGCCCUCCAUGGCUCCAUAUAAUGUGUCAAAGUCAUUUUUAAAGUCAUUUUUCAAAUCAACUCUCAAAUCUUUAAUAAGUUGAAUUAUCAUGCCAGCUGACGGUGGCAGGUCUGCUGCCAAUUCAAGUGGCAUGUUAGGAUUAUAGGUCGCAGCUUUAAAUGUGGUAGUAGCCAUAUUGGAGGUGGCAGCGGCCAUCUUGGAAGUGGAAAAUACAGUAUCUGGACUGUCAGCCAUCUUUGUUGUGGCAACAUAACGUGUUCUCUGUGGUAGUGCAGAGAAGGCACUUUUUUGGAGCACUUCAGCCCCUAUUUCCAUAAGAUUUUCAUCUGGGCUUACUGUAGCCCUUGCUGCCCCUUUAAAUACUUUGGGUCGGACAGCAGAGGCCCCCCCCGCCGGGACCGACAGCCUGGAGGCUGAGGAUCCCGACGGGGAGCGUGACCUCACGCUGCCCUCCCCUUUACUUGCAACCCGGUCGCUUUUGUAAGUGAGCGACCGGGCUGCCCUGGAGUGAGACCGCGAGCGGCUUGCAGGGAGGUCCUUGCCGCUCGCGGGAGACACAGCACUGUGCUCCGAGCAUGCCGAGUGCUCGGAGCACUCUGAGCCGCACACAGGAGUGCCGGCUAGUGCGGUCGCGGUCCCGCCGCCCUCAGGAAGCUGCGGACGGGUCGCGGCCGCACAAGCAUAGGUUUUGGGGAGGGAGACCGGGCGGGAGACCGGGAGGGAGGUAGGGAGGGAUUUCCCCGACGCCACCAACGAAAGUUUAAGCGGCGAAACAAGCCGCGAGGCGGGUUUGGAAGCAGGGGAGCGAGCCUGGGAACCCUUACUCACCCCAGCCGCUCCUGCUUCCAUUUUCUUCGUCCCAGGAACGGAUUUUUCUGUUUUCUUUUGCUUCUGCAUGAUCAGUGCUAAGUUGACUUUUUGUAUUUUCAAUUAAAAUUGGUACAUUCAGAUUAAAAUUGUCACUUUAGGAACAAAAUUGUCCCCCUUGUCCAGGAGCCUCUCUAUAACGUGGCCAUCUAAGAUGGUGGCCAAGACACGCCCCUUUCUAUAAAGUUUUCUAACAGCACAUCUGAGAGAUGUAUGCAGCAAUCAGACACACCAAUCGGGAUUCUCUCAUUCUGGUCUUUGGGGUUGACCUUAUAAUCUUUCUGCAAAACCACUUAUCCCAUAAGCAUAGGAUGGAUCAGUUUAAAGGGACACUCCAGACCCCUAAAGCACUUUAGUUUCAUGAAACACUGUAUGUGUAAAAGGUGUGUACUCUUUAUUUCAUUUUACAAAAAGAGCAAGAUUCAAUAGAAAGUUACACUUUUAUAAAUGAAAAAAAAGAAAGGGUGAGAACUCUGAGAACGGACAAAAGCUUAGAGAGACUCGAUUACUUGCCCUUCGGUACAUCCCCACUCAGGUCUCAAAAUAGUUUUUGCUCACUUGUGACAUUACAGAGAGAACAUAUCUGAACCAUAUCAGACUGGUCCCACCAGUUCAGGCAGCCCUGAUCUGAAAUGCCUGCAAGCUCACUCCGCAAGAGAGAUACAGCAACCCCAGACGAUCGUUUUGGCCUUCUUUUGGGCCUCGUCAGUGAGGUGUAGCUGAUGUCCCUCUAGGCACAGUGAGCACCCCUGAGCAUCCCUGAGCAGAGGUAUACCGAAGGGCAAGCUAUCAAGUCUCUCUAAGCUUUUGUCCGUUCUCAGUGUUCUCAUCCUUUAUUUUUUUUUGCUUUUAAAAAUGAAUCUGGUAUCACCCCCUUGGCUUUAAAGGAGACAACAGGUCUUGUGUUACUUCUUGGUUUGGUUAGCUCAGUGGAGCUAAACUCAAAAGGCAGCAAUUGCUGCGAUCACCUGCCUUGCAAAGACUUCUUAUUGAACUGCACUGGGGGAGGGUUUGCAAAGGCAACAGACAAGAGAACUGUAGGUUUUGCAAGCUGUAUUUAGAUUUACCCCAAUGAAAAAAUGCAUAACUAAAUGCAGGUAUGUUUUCAUUUGUAGUAUAUUUACUAAACAGUGAUUUUUAUUUAUUUUGUAUUUGAGCAGUGGAUUGUCCCUUUAAUAAACUGAUAGCAGUCACACUGUGGCUUCUAUCAUUUUACUCACAGCUCGGUUCACUGUCUUGUAAACCAGACAUUGUGCAGUGAUUACCUACGCCACCAACUGCACAUGCCCUUCCUACUCAUGAGUCCAAUGUACACACACUGCACACUCAAGUUAAAGUGACACAGCAAACAGGGCAAUUAAAUGGCUCGUUUGGUGUAUUAGAAUUAUUACAAAUCGCUGCAACUGUAAACCACUCUCAACAGGAAAACUGGGUACAGGGUGCUUUCUGCACCAUAACAUUUGCAAUUGUUAUUGUGCUUAGAAUGGCCAUUAAUAUGCAGGAAAAAGUUCAUGUACAAUAUAUACUAUUUUAUUUCAACAUUAGACAGAAGACUAAUCAGUAUGUCUUUGGGGUUUUUAAUUUUAGUGGGAACUGUACAUUUUAGGGAAAAGUAGCCACGCUGGAAAAAUAAGUUUUUACAAUAUUUCCAAUUUGUCUGUUUUGGCCUCAAAUAAUUAUUAUAUAUGUGAAAAAGAAAUUAAAAAAGACAGACAAACAAAAUAUUAACUUUUUACUGGUAUUACUGCUACUGCACUUGAGCUUCAAUUAAAAUCAUCACAUUCUGGUCUGCGAGGUUUGAUCUUAUUCCAUAAACCCUGUCUGUUUGGAUAUAGGAUGAAUAAUUUUGGGGUUUUUUUCAGCAGCAGAUGCACUCAUCAGAUUGAAAAAACCUGAGUAGCCAUCCUACAGCUGUGAUCAGUUUACAUACAAUCCAGUUUACUAAUGAUGCAUACUUUGAAAAAAAAAAAAUAUAUAUAUAUAUAUAUAUAUUCUGUAUUUUUUUCUACAACAGGUUUUUCUUUUUUUUUUAUUGGAUUAUGUGACAUGUAUUUUAUAUAUUAUAUGUACCACAAGUUAUAUUUUGAUAACUUUCACACCCAAGAAGGUAUCAUUUUAUGGUACAUAACAUUUAGUCAAUAAUUUAAAUUUUGCUGGCAAACUCCCUAAUUCUUAAUCUGCUUUGCACCCUGCACUUUAAGACUAUCACAGAUUUCCAGGUUAGACAAAAGUAAAAUUGAAAAUACGAAAGUGUGACUUUCACAGAAUCAAUGCAUCUAAUAAAUCUCAGGAGUGCCACAGUUUUUGUCAAAACUACUCCUCAACGGUUUGACAACGAACUAGUCGAUGGGUCUAAGAGACUCUUGGCAAUACAACCACUACAUCACUGAACUCAUUUUUCAAACAUGGGUAGUUAAGGCAAUGCCGUGUACAUCAUUUAGGUUUCUGAUGGGGAAAUUCUUUUUCAAUAACUGCCAAUCGAAAUAAUUUGCUGGCGCGUAGCCAAAACAGAAUUACUCAUUUUUGAAUUGCCAUGACUUCUCUUUUAUUUGAUUUAGAUGUCAGGCACUUCAAGGCAUGACCGAGAAAUGGCCAUGCAGGCAAAGAAAAAUCUUGCUACGUGUACAGAUCCUGUGGAGAAGUUGCGUCUGCAGUGCCUGUCCAGGGGUUCUGCUGGUAUCAAAGGUUUGGGCAGGUAAGUAAUGCACACAGCUCUGCUACCUUUUAGACUGACUUAGCAUCAUGCCAAAAGUGGUCCUUGAUCAUCUGCAGUGCCAUCACGUUUCUCAUGAUGUUAGACAUGCCUUCAAUGUGGGCUGGGUGGAACGUAUAAAAGGAGCAGGCAUGUGAAAGGUGUGCGGAUAAAAGAGGGGCUAAAUUAGCCGCACUCACAGAAAAUAGCAGAGAAGCCUUAAUUGUGAAGCCACAUGGUGCGUGACAAGUCUUCUGUGGAUAAAGAGUAGUACUAAAUCCAAAUAAAUAACAAGCCAAAAAAUAAACAGACUGCUUCAAGAAGCCUCUCGUAUAACCGUACUACACAAAUAUCAGCCGAUGGUCUAUAUCAAGUAUUAAUUUCCAAGAGAUCCUACUAUGUAGAUCAUGUUGACAAAUGAAAGCAAAGUGUCUCGCCUAAUCUUCCACACUUUCCAGACACAUAGCACGGGUAUUGCUGUCAAUGUUACAUGCCUUGUAUUUAAAGUUAACACAUUAACAUUAAAAAUAAAUAUUUUUAAUGUUAAAGUGUUUCUUAUUGGAUUGGAUUCCAGUGCUUUCCCCCUUUUCUCCUUUUAAAAUAAAAACAAAAUUUUUUUUUAAAUUUUUUUUUUACAUAUCUAUUCUUUAUUUCAAAAUAUUUUUUUAUAUAUAAAUACACAAUGACAAGCCCAUGCAUUACAACAGAAAACAUAUUUAUGCGAUUAUAAAUGUGACAUAGUGUUAUAUCUUAUUUUAUAUCCCUUAUUUUAACACAAUGCUCUUAUUCAAAAUGUACAUAUUACUUCGCAUAACCAACACAUGACAUUAUAAUAAUUUAAACUCUACUUAAAUUAAAGAAUUCCUGUGAGACGGACCAGGCUAACUAGGAUUUCAAUAUAUCGUAUUCCCAUUCUGCUCUUAUUCUAUAAUGUAUUUUAAUGUAUUCAAGGGGUUAAAAAGAAAAAGAGAAAAUAAAUAUAGAUCUGUUGUAUUUUAAACAGCCAUUCCUUCAACCUUUUCCUAGCUGUUAAUGUUAUUCCCAUUUCCAUAUUUAAUUGGUAGAUCAGUUGUUCUUUAACUAAUUCCCAACAAGGAACCUUAGUAGAUUUCCAGAUUCUUGCCACCAAUAAUUGUGCAGACCACAAUAUAUGCAUAACCAAUGCAGAGAAUUGCCCAAAUAUUUGAUACCUGUUUAGAUGCAAUAAAAAGAUGCUGGAGAGUAGAACCAAACACAGGUAUUGCUGUCAAUGUUACAUGCCUUGUAUUUAAAGUUUACACAUUAACAUUAAAAAUACUAUUUAACCACUAUUGCAGUUGCUCCACCAUCUUCAGAGAUCAUCUGUCUAUCUAGAAUGAUCUCUGGUCCAAACCACUGCUUCUCCUACCUAGAGAAUCAAUGAUGGCCUAUUUGGCAGGCAGGGCAAUCGCCGCACUCAGCCAAUUGGAUUCUUCUGAUAGAGAAGCACUUUAUCUAAUGCUUCUUGCAAGGGAGCUAUAGUGCUAGGAAUACAACUUUGUGUUCAUAGCACUAUAGUAUCCCUUUAAAUAAAGUCUUCACUAGGAAGUGCCUCUAGGGGCUGUCAGUCUGAAUUCCACUAGAGGAAUGUUAUAGCAAAAUGCAAAAUGUAAACAUUGCCAUUUCUAAUGAAUUAUUAAAAUUAAGUGCCUUUGAUAGUUAGAGUGUCUCUUUUAAGCAGCUCCUAGAACUGUCCUCCCCAGUAGAAACUAUCACAGAAAGCCAGACUCAUCAUGCAUAUAUAAUGUUGUAGCAUUAUAUGAGUCAUGCAGUUAUUGAUUUCUGGGAUAUGCAUUUGUUUCCAUAGAAUAUUUAGAAUUAUGGAUGACGAUAAUAACAGAACCCUCGAUUUCAAAGAGUUUGCGAAAGGACUAAAUGAUUUUGGUUUGAUGAUGGAAAAGCAGGAGACUCAAGAAGUAUUCAGCAUAUUCGACAAAGAUGGUAGUGGUACAAUAGAUUUUGAUGAAUUCCUUGUCACAUUACGUGUGAGUAUGUAUAAUUCAACAUUUAGACAGUUUUGUAUUAGGAUAUCAUUGUAAGUUUAAUGAAUUAUCUGCAGUCAUAUUUUUUUAAUUUGAGGAAAUAUUUGGUGUUAGUGAUUUGCUUACAAACAAUAUGCAUGAGUGUGUUCUUGUUAAAAACAGUUGCAAGACAACAUGAUUGGAACAAAAAAUACUACUUUGGUAGCAAAUCACACAUGAGCUAUCCUUUCUGAUACAGAUAGUAUCUGUCUUAAAGUAACACUAGAGUAAAUAUAGAAAAUUAAUAUUGAUCCACUCACUCAAGGAUAAAAGCCAAAAUAGCAGCUUUAUUUAGAGCAAAACAACAUCAACGUUUCGACCCAUAAACCCUUUAAACACCACCUUGCUGGCUCCGUCUCCGCUUCCUCCUAUAUUAUUAUGUGGGGAAAGCUAAUGCGCACGCAUGGCGAGCACAGAGCGCAUUGGGCCUACCACAUAGGAAAGUAUAAAAUCAAAGCUUUCCUAUGGGGAUUUAGAAGACGCUGGACAUCCGCAUGCAAAGUGUGAGGACAUCCAGCAUUGUUUCAUGGAGUUAAACUCUGUGAAAAAGCAGGAAGCGCCUCUUGUGACACUUCUUCUUCUUUAAAACCGCAAAGUUUUCAGAUGCAGGAUUAAGGGGGGCACUGCUCCCAGACCACUUCAAUGAGAUGAAGUGGUCUGGGUACCUAUAGUGUCCCUUUAACAACUAUGAAAUAUAUAUAUGUUACAGUUAAAGUGCAGAAAUCAGUUAAAGCGAAUGCCCCUAAGCCCCCCACAUUACCUAUUUUUUAAUCUUUAUUUUCUGCCCCGAUCUAUAUUCAGGGCGCCGCCAUCUUUGUGUGGGUAGAUGAAGUCCCUGUGGGACACGUCAUCUGUCCACACUAGAUAGCACUGAGAUUCCCGCACAUGCCCAGUGAAACACUUGGACAUGCGAACGGGAAUUUCAUCUAUUCAUUCAUUCGUCAGAAAGACGAAUGAAUGAAUAGAAAUGUCAGACGAACAAACAAACACUGAAUAUCAGUGUUCGUUUGUUCGUUCAGUUUAUUACAAGGAGGGAGCUACCGGCACGCAGCUCCCUCCUUGUAAUAUGUAAAGAUAGAAGCGGCAGGGAGCAGUGCUCCCCGCCACUUCAUAAGCCCCCCAGGUCUCCUCUCACUCUAUGGGGGUCAAUAUGACCCCCAUAAUAGCAUAAGGGAGAUUAAUACCACGAGUAGGGGCAUGUCCACUAAACAGUGAGCAGCCUGUGGCUGCUCACUGUUUUAAAAAAGAAAACUACUAUCCGGCCCCCACCCCUGUGCGGCGGGUGGGGACCCUAAAAAACAAUAAGGGGGGGACCUACUGUCCUCCCCCCCUGGCCCCCACACCUGAGCGGUGGGUGGGGGCCCUAAAAAACAAUAAGGGGGGGACCUACUGUCCUCCCCCCCUGGCCACCACCCCUGAGCAGUUGGUGGGGGCCCUAAAAAACAAUAAGGGGGACCUACUGUCCUCCCCCCCGGCCCCCACCCCUCAGCAGUGGGUGGGGGCCCUAUAUAGGAAUGGUAGGGGGGGACCUACUGUCCUCCCCCCUGGCCUCCACCCCUGAGCAGUGGGUGGGGGCCCUAAAAAACAAUAAGGGGGACCUACUGUCCUCCCCCCGGCCCCAGCCCCCACCCCUCAGCGGUGGGUGGGGGCCCUAUGUAUGAAUGGUAGGGGGGGACCUACUGUCCUCCCCCCUGGCCCCCACCCCUGCAUGGCGGGUGGGGGCCCUAAAAAACAAUAAGGGGGGGACCUACUGUCCUCCCCCCUGGCCCCCACCCCUGAGCGGUGGGUAGGGGCCCUAAAAACAAUAAGGGGGGGGGACCUACUGUGCCCCCGGCCCCCACCCCUGAGCGGCCGGUGGGGGCCCUAAAUAAAAAUUCACCCCCCAAUCAAGGUGACUAGGGGUCCCAAGCCCCUAGUCACCCCCCCUCACCCAAAUAAAACUAUCCCCUACCUACCCCCCCUCACCCUAAAAAUAGUGAGGGGGGAAUAAAAUAACUAACCUGUAAACAAAAAUUAAACUUACCAUUUGACGUCUUCUUUUUUUAAAAUCUUAAUUUUUCAGCCCCAAGAAAGGCUAAAUAAAAAGCUAUCAUACCCGUCGAACUUAAAAUAAAAUAAAAAACCCGAACGCAAAAAAAAAAAUCCUGCUGAAAAAGAAAAAACCUGACGCUAAAAAAAUUAAUCAAUCUUCACCCAUGGAAGGCUCCGCGCAGACUGAGCUCUGCAGGGCAGCCCUGCAAUUAGGCUAAGAACACUCUGAUUGGUUGGUUUAAGCCAAUCAAAGUGCUCUUUGUCAUUUUACAUAGCGUGGGAAAAUUCCAAAGAACUUCCCCACGCUGUGUAAAAUGACACAGAGCACUGUGAUUGGUUAGAUUCCAAGCCCACCAAUCAGAGUGCUCUUUGUCAUUUUACACAGCGUAGGAAAAUUCCAAAGAACUUUCCCACGCUGUGUAAAAUGACACAGAGCACUCUGAUUGGGUGGCUUGAAAUCCAUCCAAUCACAGUGCUCUGUGUCAUUUUACACAGCGUGGGAAAGUUCUUUGGAACUUUCCCACGCUGUGUAAAAUGACAAAGAGCACUCUGAUUGGCUUAAACCAACCAAUCAGAGUGUUCUUAGCCUAAUUGCAGGGCGGGGCAAGGCUUUAUAAGCCUUCCCCGCCCUGCAGAGCUCAGUCUGCGCGGAGCCCUCCAUGGGUGAAGAUGGAUUAAUUUUUUUAGCGUUGGGUUUUUUCUUUUUCGUCAGGAUUUUUUUUUGCGCUUGGGUUUUCUAUUUUAUUUUAAGUUCGACGGGUAUGAUGGCUUUUUAUUUGGCCUUUUUUGGGGCUGAAAAAUUUAGAUUUAAAAAAAAAAAAGACAUCAAAUGGUAAGUUUAAUUUUUGUUUACAGGUUAGUUAUGUUAUUCCCCCCUCACUAUUUUUAGGGUGAGGGGGGUAGGUAGGGGAUAAUUUUAUUUGGGAGGGGGGUUACUAGGGGCUUGGGACCCCUAGUCACCUUGAUUGGGGUGCAUUUUUAUUUAGAUCCUCCAUCCGUCGCCCAUGGGUAGGGGCUAGGGGGGAGGACAAUAGAUCCCCCCCUAAUUGUUAUUUAGGGGGGCCCCCUCCCACCGCGCGUGGGUGGGGGCGGUUAGUAGUUUUUUUUCUUUUUUUUAUAACAGUGAGCAGCCACUGGCUGCUCACUGUUUAAUAGACAUGCCCCUACUCACGGUAUAGCGAGUAGGGGCAGAAUUUACUUAUACUAAGUAAUCUUUACUUAGUAUUAGUAAAUUUGGAUGAAAGACCAAUUUAGGUCUUUCAGCAUUUUAGUAGAUAACUCCCUGAUACCGUGGGCAUUAGGGAGUUAACUACUAAGCGGCUGCAAGAUGCAGCCACAGCACGAAUAGGAUCGGCGUUUCAUUCAUUCGAAUGAAAUUGCGAUCUGAACAAAGUCCCGAAUUGCAUCCUAACACGAAUGGAGAAACUGUUCUCAUUCUGUUAGGAUGCAAUUCGGCAGUUUUGUCGGCGUUCUGUCUAAGUGACAGGACGUUCGGCAAUACUGACAGGAAGCAUCGUGGGAACAGGGAGGAAAGCUAAGGAUCAUGGGAAAAUUGCUCUGACCAGCGGAAAUGAAGCACACUUUGCUCCUCCGCUGGUCAAAGCUGGUCAAGCGGAGGAAACCUCCAUAAGGCAAAGAGUCCCUACUUUGUCUUAUGAUUUUAAAGAAAACUAAAGAAGACAGGAAGAAAAGAAGAACAUAUCCUGAGAGAGGGGAAGAAGAGGAAGAGAUUGAGGAAAGGUAAGUUCGGCAUGACAGUGCCGCUUUAAUGUGCACAUUAUCUAGUUAAUCUGCAGAUUAACUAGGGCGAUCAGUUAAAAGUGCAGAAAAUGAUUUCGUUUCUCAAAUAUUUCUCAAAUUACCUAGGUAAUCUGCACGUUACCUACUAGGCACUCGUUAAAGUGCAAAAAAAUCAUUCUGUCCUCAAUCUCUCUGAGGGGCUCACAGCUCUGGAGGACACCAUGGUGUGCACAGGCUGCUGUUCUGUUCUUGUCUGGACCACAUAGUCACAUACCUCUUCAAACAGUUUAUCCCGAACUGGUAAGAAACGAGGAGCCCCCACCACCACAAGAGAGCGAGCUCUUCCUGCACAUUAUGCAGCUACACCCUGAAAUGAUCCCAGCAGAUGCUCGCCUCUGUUCUCUAUAUCAUCAUAUAUUUGAAGACUGUCGCAAUCAGUGGUCCAUGAGCAGACCUCUCCUUGGUCUCAUUCUCCUCAAUGAGAGAAGUAUUUCUCUGACUUACGGAGCAGCAUUGUUAGUAGCCAGCCCCCCUCUGAGAAGCAACAAGCCAUGUGUUUAUGCUUUGAGAAUUUGAUGGUGGAGGGCACUUGCUCACAAAAAGAUUUGAGACAGGUUCACACAGAAUCUUUCUGCCUUCAGACGAGAAGUGUUCUGCGAGGACGUUUUUGUAAUAAAUAAUUUCCUCUUUUACAGAGGGAAAGAAACAAACAUUUUGCACUUUAACUAGAUGGAAGUAGUUAAUGUGCACAUUACCUAGGUAAAGUGCGGAAAACUCUUGAUUCCGCACUUUAACUGAGCAAAUCAGUUAAUCUGCAGAUCAACUAGUUAAUGUGCACAUGAACUGAUUUCUCACUUUAACUGUAACAUAUAUAUAUAUAUAUAUACGGCUAGUAGCUUAGGACUUCACAUUUUAAACCCUGUAUACAUUAUGUACAUAUAAUAUAUAGUGGCAAGUUAAAGGUAACUUGCCACUGCAAGCCAUAGCAUACACACCAGGGGUACAUUGCUACUCACCACAGCUAAAUUUUCAAUCGCUGAUAGCUAGUGGAAAUUUUGAGCCAUGCUAUAUAUUUCAUGAUUAAGGCUUAGCCUAGGUGAACAUGUCAAGCUUUUACUAUAUCCAACCACAGUGCUAUUCAGUGGGGGCCUGACAACACACAGGACUACUGUGCAAUGGGAAAUCAAGGCCCCUUCCCAGUGUAGGGAUUUUGGCUACACAGGCAAAGAUACAUUUUGUGCCCCCAUCCCCAGCCCCCACUCUCAAACAGAUAAUAUGACUAUGCUGCCGAGCAUACAGAAUAGCUGUGUGAAAGCUCAAACAUGCAGGCAGCACCAAACAGUGAUAGAUUUACUUUUAAGCGGUUAUUUCAACAAAAACUGUUUUUUUAUUAAACCUUGCUGACAUAUCCCCUCUGUUAAAAUUUUUUAAAAAAAGCAAUAGACUAACCUCUCUGUCCCAAUUUUCAGAGGGUAUGUACACAAAGGUAAUGGUCAGUAGGAGUAGGUGUCGGGCUCUUUGCUUGUGUAUAUAUACCAGCCACAAACAGUCAAGGCAACAAAGCAUGAAAUGUCAUGACACUUGGACAGCCUUCUCUCUUUUCAUCAGUCAUUUGUAAUAAUUUUAUUUUAGCCACCUAUGUCCAACGCAAGGAAAGACGUCAUCAAUCAAGCAUUUAGGAAGUUGGACAAAAGUGGAGAUGGUAUUGUAACAAUUGAGGAUUUACAAGGUGUAUAUAAUGCAAAAUACCAUCCAAAAUACAAGAAUGGAGAGUGGACAGAAGAGCAGGUUUUUAGGAGUUUUCUUGAUAAUUUCGAUUCUCCGUAUGACAAGGAUGGCAAGGUAUGAGAUGCCAUUUAAAUUAACUUUUAUUUUACUGAUUAUUUUAUUUUUAAGAUCCAGAUAUUUUUAAGUCAUCUUCAUCAAAAUAGUUUAAAGUCACUAAAAUAUAUUAAAAUAUAUAUAGAAAAAGAUGGCAAUGUGUUUGGAUUACAUAUGGCAAGAGACAGAAUCCAUGAACAGUGCUGUGUUAGGUUAGCAAACCUUUCAUUAAACAUCUUGUAAGACUUAGAGUUGAGAAGAAUGUAUCAUGAAAUCAGUGAUUGCUAACCUUUGGCAUCUUGGGAAAUAUAGUCUACAAACUCUGCAGUGCCAAAGUAUUACAGCAGUAUUUAUAAUAAAUCUGUGGGAUAUUGUAUAUAUCUUUUACCACAUCCUCUCAUAGUGGAUGAUGAUCAAUAUGAUGACCCUUUAUCAUUAAUUGAAACUGGCUAUUAUUCCCCAGUGAGACUCCAGCCAGAAAGUGUAACUAGUCCAGAUUUAACCCUUUGCACAUACAUUUGAUCUAAAUUAUAUGAGAAUGGGUUCAGACUGAAGAAGGUACAUUUUACAUUUAUACACCCACAGGUUAUUUUCACUAUGCCUUCGAUAAUCUCUACCUUUAAGUUCCUCUUACACAUAUAAAACAUCUGUUUAUUAAAACACUCUAUAACACAUAGUUACAUAGUUACAUAUAGUUACAUAGCUGAAAAGAGACUUGCCUCCAUCAAGUUCAGCCUUCCUCACAUUUGUUUUUUGCUGUUGAUCCAAAAGAAGGCAAAAAAAAAAAAAAAAAAAGUUUGACGCACAAUUUUGCAACAAGCUAGGAAAAAAAUUCCUUCUUGACCCCAGAAUGGCAGUCAGAUUUAUCCUUGGAUCAAGCAGCUAUUACCCUACUUUGAAAGAUUAUAUCCUUGAAUAUUCUGUUUUUGCAAGUAUGCAUCUAGUAGCUGUUUGAACAUCUGUAUGGACUCUGAUAAAACCACUUCUUCAGGCAGAGAAUUGCACAUCCUUAUCGUUCUUACAGUAAAAAAACACGUUACCUUUUCUUGUCAAUAUUUUUCAUUGCAUUUUUCUUGUAGCAGGCUGAUAUUUUCUUGUAGAAUUGACUUCUACCCAGAAGCCUGUGUUGUGUGUUUUCUCACUUUACUUUUUACCGUAUUAGGUCACACCGGAAGAAUUUACAAACUACUACGCUGGUGUCAGCGCAUCAAUUGAUACUGAUGUUUACUUCAUUACCAUGAUGAGAAAUGCCUGGAAACUUUAAGUGUAGGAAUUGAAAAACAGAAAGCUGUUUUUUUUUUUUAUUGAAUCACGAUGAUUAAAUAAAGAUAUAUCCGGAAAUGCAGGCAGAUUUCAUCCGUAACACUGUAUUCACAGAUACGCACAUUAACAUGUCAUAUUCACAUUGCAUUAGUUCUCUUGUAGUUUGACCUCUUUCAUUACAUAUUAGAUCCCUAAUUACUUUUCACAUCCUUGGGGAUCUAUUCACUAAACAUUUGUUUGAUAAGUGGCUUGUCGUUUGUAGAUUAGUAUAGCAGAGUUACAAAAAAUGACUUAGUUAAAACGUCUUUCCAUCCAUCUGUUGUGACUAAUGUGGACAACAUUUGCAAGCCAUUUGUCAGCUCACCACAACUCACUCUUUAGUGAUCCCAAGUAAUACCUCUUGAGCUGGUCUGCUUCUUGUUUGGCAUUUCUUUUUCUGUUCUUCUGAUACAUGAUUCAGAUUAAUAAUGGACCACAACUGAUGUUCAGCUAUUGGCACAUUGCUAGAAACAUAAAACAUCCUGCAAAUAGAAGCAGCCUGCAAAUCUAGGCAAUUUAAAGAGUAAAUAUUACGAAAUGAGACAAAUAGCAUAAAACUGCAUAUUUAGAAAUGAAAGAUAUGAUAUGCAUGGGAUGAAAUAGCAUAUAUUUCAAAUAUUAAAAUUCUAGUUAAAAAAUAGCAUAUAAAAAUGAAAUAGGCAUAAUACCGUGAAAUGGCAUGAGAGUAAUUUAUCAAAUGGGAUCAAAUGAAUUAUUUAUUUAUCUAUGAAUGCAGCAGAGUCCUGUGAAUGUUUACUGCCAUUAUUAACACCCACAACUACUGUAGACACACUUUUAGAUUUGAGGUCAUACAAAAAGCUAAUUAUUUCACCUUUAACACCAUAGUCUAUCCUGCCUGCAUUUCCGUGAUUUAAUUAUUAUUAUUUUUUGCUAUAAUACAAUAAUAACAUAACACUUGCAUGUUUCAUAUGUUUCACAUUUAACCACUAACAAAACAUACUAACCUUUGCAAAAUCAACACUGAAAAAUUUGGUCAAUUAUGUUCAGUUACAGUUUAACAAAUACUUCUGUAAAUUUUUGUAUCUUUUGUUUCAUAUAUUAUUAAAAUGUACUCUAAAAGAGAGACGUACUAAGAAAGUCAAAGAGCUGGAGAUGAAAAGCCAGUGUGGUUCUGUGGAUGCUCAUUUGCAAGCUGAACAUGGAUAUUUGUAAAUUAUGGCUGACUAAGCAUCAUUAUAAUUAUUGGCAUUUAUAUAGCAAACAAGAAACAAUUAUUACAAAUGUUAACAACAAACAAGAGGUUAUUUGGGACCCAGCUUGAACAAACUUACAAUCGUGUUAAAAAUUAAGUUCACAAAGAAAACACAAGAUUAGCUAUUACAGACAUUUUCAUUCUGCAACUUUUUCAUCACACAACAGCUGAACAGCAUUCACAUGCAGUUAGAGUGUCACAAAUUACAUGUUUUAAACAAUUCUCCUAUUUAAAAUUUUAAACCAAAGUUGUAAUUAGAUGAAUCUCCUUAUAACAUGGGUGAUUUGGCUGAACACAAAUAUCCAAAUUGCAAGUGAAUUGCCUUUUUUCAGGUCUUCUUAUAACCCUGAGGGGAAUAGCAUGUACAAUUGUAAAUCCCCAAUCCCCUAAACUACUCUUAUAUUAGCAGAAUAUAUUUUGGAGCAGUCAAAUACAGUUUUACAAUACUAUACAGUUCGAAAUUUGGUGAAUGUGGUUGAGCUAUUUUGAGCUGAAGCUCACUACGGUAAAUAAAUCCAUUUCAAAAUAGCAGGGAUACAUUUGGGUCAAUUUAGCGAGCAUUCAGUAAACCAUAGAGGGAAUGUAACAAUUAAAUGUGGGACCUUUGAAUCCAAUGAUAUCAACAAGAUUUGCAAAAGCAAAUUCAUUGCACCAUGUCAGCUAUAAUCAUCUGAUAAUACCAUAUGCAAAGGUUAAGGAUGGGGGUAGCUCCUUAUUGCCCUCAGGGCCAUAUUGGGAACCAAAAGCAUCCCUGGAAAAAAAAAAUAUUCUAGCCAUAUACUUCAUUGUGCCAUAUAGUGUAUUGGUAUUUUUUUUUAUUUUUUAUUUCUGUACUGUUAAAUUGUUACUUACCUAAUAGAUGUUAUGUGUAAUGUGCUGUGCUGCACUGAAGAACCAGGUCCCGUGGCCCACUAGGAAAUUUGAGGGUAUCCUGGUGGCCAGUCCGACCCCGCACCUUAAUUAAAGGAUCACCAUAGGGUCAGGAACACAAACAUGUAUUUCUGACCCUAUAGUGUUAAAACUAUCAUCUACCCCCCUGGGCCCCUCAUGCCUCCAUAAAUAUAGCAAAAUCUUACUGUAUUCAAGCCAGAAGCUGUAACUCUGCAUGCUGUUUUCCUCAAAAAACAAAACAAAAAACAAGCAGUCUGCUGACAUCAUCAGAAGUGAUAGCCUGAUCCAACCUGACAAGGAGGCAGAUCAGUGGCAGAGCCAGCAUGAUUCAAACACAGCCCUGGCCAAUCAGCAUCUCCUCAUAGAGAUGAAUUGAAUCAAUGAAUCUUUAUGAGGAAAGUUCAGUGUCUGCAUGCAGAAGGAGGAGAUACUGAAUGAAAGGAUGCAUUUUAGGCAGCCAUGACCCAGGAAGGAUCUCUAACAGCUAUCUGAGGAGUGGCCAGUGAAGUUAUCCAUAGGCUGUAAUGUAAACAGUGCACUCUGAAAAGAUAGUGUUUACACAAAAUGCCUGAAGAUAAUGAUUCUACUCACCAGAACAAAUUUAAUAAGCUGUAGUUGUUCUGGUGACUAUAGUGUCCCUUUAAGUAAUACAACAUAAAUAGAGAAUGUCAGUUGAGAUUUUUUUUAAUGGUUAUUUAAAAUGGAAUUGCUUGUGAAGUUUAUGUGCUUGAGAUAUAUUUUCAAACAUUGGAAAUAAUUAGUUGAGUCUCAUCAACAAUUCUUAUGUUCACAAAAAAGGGAUACAUGGCUAAUGAAGAGGGACUGUCCCACCUGCUCAAAGACACUAGAGAGAUAUGAAUAUGACCUCAUGUUUAGAUGUCUCCAAUUUUGUAUCUUUCUAAUUCUUACUAGCAUGUUUUGUAACUGUUUUAUUAAUCAGGGUGGCAGAUCUGUUUUCAUGGGAAUCCAGCAAUGACCCUUCAAUUGUUGUUUUAUACUUAUUAAUUAUUUGCAAGCCAGAUGAGACUAUUAUUCAACCAUCAGCUAGAAUGCAAUGGAUGAAAUGUUCUGGGACAAUGUUAGACACAAAUAAUAUUUAUGCUGGUUGAAAAAGAAUAUUUAAAGUUAACCUGUCUUGACAGGUUCACAUGAAUGAAUCCUAAAGCAUUAAAUAUAUAAUUUAUCGUACACAUAAAUCAUACAUUUAAUUACUUUAGCAGCUGUUAGGACCACUAAAGGCACCUAGACCACUUCAUCUCAAUGACAUGGUCUGGGUGCACUGACCUUUUACUAUUAGCCCUUCAGUCUAAAGCAUUGCCUUUUAGUAAAUAGAACAAUGUAUCCUCAAUGCUCCUAAUGGUUCCACUCGAUGGUGGAAAAAAUAAAGUAAAAAGUUUUUCUAUAUUUCUUUACAUGUCAAAAGGGGAAGGGGGAGGGAGAGGGGCUGAAUCUAAAUAUUGACCAGGAUACUGUAGCAUUAGAAAUACAUGUUUGAAUUCCUAACAUUAUAGUUUUCCUUUAAGGUGAUACUAAUCUCUUGGACAGUGCUUCCGACGUCACUAUAAUAAAUGGAUCAAGGAUUUAACAUGCACCUUUGAGUCCACCCUGGGGUGACUCAAAGCAAGGCGAUGCUAACUUACCCAAGCAAGGCGAUGCUGACAUGAUGGCUUCAUUGCAUUUUCUGUCCAUCAGCAUGUGAAUAGAGAGAUAUCUGUUACUCCGCUGCAAUACUUUUUUAACAAAUGCAAGAUGCACUUGUUAGAGAAAUAAUCAUAGGCGUGCGCAACACCCUAUGUAUAAGGGUGUGCACCCUAAAGCAGAAACACACACGCCGCGUAUAUAUAUAUAUAUAUAUAUAUAUAUAUAUAUACACAUAUACACAUACACACACACACACACACACACUGCUGUGUGUGUGAGGGUGCUGUGUGUAGGUGCUGUGUGUGUGUGUAGGUGCUGUGUGUGAAGGCGCUGUGUGUGUGCAGGCGCUGUGUGAAGGCGUUGUGUGUGUGUGUGCGGGCGCUGUGUGUGUGUGAAGGCGCUGUGUGUGUGAAGGCACUGUGUGUGAAGGUGCUGUGUGUGUAAGGGUGCUGUUAGUGUGUGCUGUGUGUGUGUAUGUCUAAGGGUGCUGUGUGUGUAAGGGUGCUGUUAGUGUGUGCUGUGUGUGUGAGGGUGCUGUGUGUGUAAGGGUGCUGAUAGUGUGUGCUUUGUGUGUGUGGGUGAGGGUGCUGUGUGUGUAAGGGUGCUGUUAGUGUGUGCUGUGUGUAUGUGUAAGGGUGCUGUGUGUGUAAGGGUGCUGUUAGUGUGAGGGUGCUGUGUGUGUGUGUGUAAGGGUGCUGUGUGUGUAAGGGUGUUGUUAGUGUGAGGGUGCUAGUGUGUGUGUGUGUGUAAGGGUGUUGUUAGUGUGUGCUGUGUGUGUGUAAGGGUGCUGUGUGUAAGGGUGCUGUUAGUGUGUGCUGUGUGUGUGUGUGUGUGUGUGUGUGUGUAUGUGUGAGGGUGCUGUGUGUGUAAGGGUGUUGUUAGUGUGAGGGUGCUGUUAGGGUGUGUGUGCUGUGUGUGUAAGGGUGAUGUAUUUGUGUGUGCUGUAUGUUUGUAUGUUUGUGUGUAAUGUGUAGGAGCCGUUUAGUUAAUAUCCCCCUCCCUUCUUACCUUAUAUAGGGAGGUGGUCCUGUGGAGAGUGAACUAGCCCCCUGUGGGGCUAGAGUUCACUCUCGCGAGAUCUGAGCGUUGUCACGGUAACCGCGGCAACGCUCCGACCUUGCGAGAGGAACCCGGCGGAGCUGCUGACAAGAGCUCCCCGGGUCCUCUCCUGCCUCCCUCCCUGUCAUCACACCGAGCACCUGCAACAACCAGGACAUACCUAGAAUGUUGUAUAUUGUAUAUGCAGGACUUAAAUUCCGCCCAAGAAUGUGGUCCCAUCAAUUUAUAUCUCUCCUAGUCCCAGAUCUUAUAUUUAAGAAGUCAUUUCAUGUCAAGCAAAUGAUUUACCCUAUUAGGUCAUUUGAUGCUGUGGAUCCACAACCAUUUACUCAAACACUUUUUGUUAUUUGUUUAAACAUUUAAUUUUAACAUAAAGGUGCAGAGUAUGUAAACUCCUUGAAAUGUUUAUUGUUUUUAAAUUUGCUACCCUAUUAAAUGGCUCUGAGCGUCCAUCUAUUACAUAGACAUGUAGCAUCAUUAGAUAUAACCUUAUCAAAACUAACGGUAACUUGUGCUUUUAAAUUCAAGUAAUUUUACAUGUUUAAUGAAUGUAUAAUUUUAAAGGUUUAAGACUUGAAACUGAGUAUAUGGUUGUGGAGCAAAGCAAUGGAAAUGUACUUACCCUUCUUUGAUCUCCCUCACCAGCCCACGGAGGGAGGCACAUAGCAUGUGCCGCGGGGAUUAGGUUGUGCCUAGGCACACCCGGCACACCCCGUGCGCACGCCUAUGGAAAUAAUCACAGCAACUACAGCUGGAGGUGUAGGAGGCACCAAAACUAUUAAACUUUAUGGUUCUUAAUUUACUCUAAAGUUCAGUUUAAUGUAAUUGUCACACUUUAAAACAUGUUUGCAGUUAAAAUGUUAAAUCCAAGCUAUUGAUUGACGUGUUAUUUUUGGAUUGACUUUAAAAAAAAAAAAAAAAAAAAAACUAAAUUAACAAGAUAACUACUAACAAAUGUCAAGGUAAUUUCUAUUUGUUUCUUACAAAUACAUGUAUUUCCAUAAUGACCAAAUCAAAUUAAAUGUUACUUUUUUUCACAAUUCUCGUUUCAGGUUACAAAAGAUGAAUUUCUGAAUUAUUAUUCUGGAGUUAGUGCCUCUAUCGACAGUGAUGCCUACUUUGUACUGAUGAUGACAAAUGCCUGGAAAUUGUGAUAAAUGUAUAUUUUAAGAUGUUUUGUUUCUGUUUUUGUUCACUUGAAUAAUAGAUUGUUUCAGCCCAUAACACCAGAAAAGGUCCAAAAUGGCAUGUAGCAUUAAAGUAUCUUGUUUGAUAUGUGUGCCAUUACAACUUAAAAAGUGGUGAAAACCAGGUUUUUUGUUAUAGAUUUGUAUUACUUGCAGUAAAUUCGGACUAGCUACAACUGAUUAGUUUUGCUAUUUAUAAGGAAAAAACAUCACACCGAGCACCUGCAACAACCAGGACAUACCUAGAAUGUUGUAUAUUGUAUAUGCAGGACUUAAAUUCCGCCUAACAAUGUGGUCCCAUCAGUUUAUAUCUCUCCUAGUCUCAGAUCUUAUAUUUAAGAAGUCAUUUCAUGUCAAGCAAAUGAUUUACCUUUAUUAGGUCAUUUGAUGCUGUGGAUCCACAACCAUUUACUCAAACACUUUUUUUUAUUUGUUUAAACAUUUAAUUUUAACAUAAAGGUGCAGAGUAUGUAAACUCCUUGAAAUGUUUAUUGUUUUUAAAUUUGCUACCCUAUUAAAUGGCUCGGAGCGUCCAUCUAUUACAUAGACAUGUAGCAUCAUUAGAUAUAACCUUAUCAAAACUAACGGUAACUUGUGCUUUUAAAUUCAAGUAAUUUUACAUGUUUAAUGGAUGUAUAAUUUUAAAGGUUUAAGACUUGAAACUGAGUAUAUGGUUGUGGAGCAAAGCAAUGGAAAUGUACUUACCCUUCAGUGUUCCAAAUAAAGCACAUAAGGUGGAGACAUUGUUAUGUAAGUGAUGACCAGAAGUUAAAGGGUUGCUCUAACAAAAAAAAACAUUUUUAAUAAAACUCUGUUAAUGGUUAGAGUAAUCCUUACUGUUAUCCUUUCUCCCGCCUCCCCCCAAAGUUAAAAUAAUAAAGGAGAAUGUACUUGUGAUUUAACACUAAAGUCAAGUUCUCCCCGAAGCCUGAUUCUCCUAUGGUAACACCAGUUACCCUCACUGCAGGGUAAGCACUGCAGUAUGUCCCAGAGGAUGGGCUAAAGGGAAAAACUUGGCUUUAGUGUUAAAGGGAAGACAACUGGUCGUCUGUUGCCAGCAUGCUAUGCAUGCUGACGACUGACGGCAAAUAUGCCUAGUUUUGACAUUACCCAGCCAGGAACUCUUGUUCUGAACUAGCUAAUCAUCCUGUUGGAGGUGAAGUUACACCUCUAGUAGCAUUCAGUGUGCAUUAUUUCUUACUAAAACACUGCACAUACAGACUCCAAGCACUAUAACCACUUCAAAUCAGUGAAGUGGUCAUGGUGGUUGGAGUAGAUAUUAGAUAAUACUUCCCAAUCUACAGACAAGGUUGAUUUUUAUGAAUACAUAAAAAAUAGACAUGUUAACCUCUGUUCACCUCUACAUUUAUAAGAUCACAGUGCUGAUGAUCUAUAUUUGGUCAAAUAUAAGCAAAAUCUUGAUUAAACCCAGACUCUAACUGUUUCUACAGAUAUAUGAAAUGGUUCAAUGUAUACUAAUUCAUGUCUUGAUUAUCAAAUUGUUCUUUGCAAAGUGUAUGGGCAUUUUGAACAUAUCAGUUACAGUUUAUUCUGUAUAUUCAAGUGAAUAUUUAUGUUAUGC